AUGAAGACGUUCGCGGCGACGGCGACGGAGUUCCGAAGGUACCACUCGAACUCGUUCAACGUCGCGCUGCACCUGGUGACGACGCCGGUGGCGAUGGCGAGCGCGAUGGCGAUGCUGGAGACGCGAUGGGGCGCGGCGAGCGCGCGAGGCGCGUUUUGGGCGUACGCGGCGGCGACGAUGGCGACGAACGCGGGCGAGGGAGUGAAAGUGGCGACGACGGUGGCGUGGGCGAUGAUCGCGCGCGCGGCGGGGGCGAUGUGCGCGAGCGGGAUGACGAUGUGGGGGAUGAUGGGGGUGUUCGCGGCGGCGUACGCGGGGCAGGAGGCGGCGCACGCGGCGACGGGGGAGAAGACGUAUCAGGCGUCGUACAUGAAGUUUACGAAUUGGCCGGCGCUGCUCGUCGAACACACGUUUUAUUUGCUGCCGCUGUGCCUGGACGCGGUGAUGCACAUGGACGAGAGCUUCUUGUCGUGGAUCGUGGCGCAUAAUUACGUGGUGCGGGGAAAGCUGACGAGUGCGGAGGAUCGGGCGGCGAUGAAAACCAUCGAACGCUUCGUCACCGAGGAGGACCCGGAUCGCAGUUGCACCGCGCACUGGUGGCACACGCGAUUGGCUCCGAAGGAGAAAGACGCGUUCACGCACAUCGCGCACUCGGCGCCGGUGGAGAAGAUGUUUGCCGAGCGCUUCCGCCCGGACGCGUGGGUCGUCAAACCCGUGUACGGGAUGAAUGAGAUUUACGUCGCCUCGUCCCAUCACAACAAUAAUUCCGACACGGUAUUUUACAUGGAACACAUCGAUGGCCCGUGGGCGGUGUAUCCGUUCUGCUUCUUGUACCGCUGCAUGCUCGCGGUGAAUGAAAACGUCAAGGUUGAAACUAUUUUCACCCAAGAAGGAAGCGGCGGGUGCUUAUCCGACGGCGACGUCGUCGGCUUUGAUUUCCAUCGCGAGAUCCACGUCAUCGCUGAUCGACCGGUGGCGAAUCCCGAUCGACGCAUUACCAUGAAGUUACAUUACUGCGUCUAUCCCAAGUGCUUUGGACCGUUCGGCGAGGCGCUGUUACACUUGUCCGUGAUGUACAACACCGUCGCGCGCAAGCUGUUUUUGAACACCAUCAAGCCGACUGGUUUCUGGAGAUUUAUGGCGUUCAUGGUCCUCGCCGUCACUAAUGGUGCAUUUCUCGUAUCCAAAUACGCUGGCAUCAAUAACAUCGCAAGCGUUGCUGCGAUUUACGCCGCGGGCAAGUACAUUCACCCGUAUUUUUUCUUCGCCGUCACGUCGUACACGCACUAUUGCAUGUACAUCGCCACCUAUCACGUGCGCGAGGGAAUCAACUUUGGGAUGUUCAAGCGCAACGUGAUGUUUUGGAAAUCGCUGGCUUUGACCCAUCUCGGGCUGACGUACCUGAAGCAUUUCGAGUUUGACAUCGUCUCCAUCGCGAUGAUCGUGUGUGGAUACGGUCUGAGCACCGCCGCCACGGUGGCGCUGGGCAUCGACCAGACGUACUUUGGCGUCGAACUCGGAAAAGUCAAACCCAACUUCGUGCACGGGUUCCCUUACAACGUGGUGCCGCAUCCGAUGAUCAUUGGCAGUAUGGUCGGACUUCUGGGUUUCCACAAAAUGGCGGGUUUCCGCGCCGCGCUGCCGUACGCCAUUCCAGUGCACUGCGCGAUGUAUUUCGUGCACAUGUGCCAGGAACAGUUCAACGACAUUUACGCCGCCAACUGGGGAAGUUCGGCGGACGUCAAGGCGAAAGUUGCGGCGCGUGCGCGAACUCCCGCGCGAAAGAUAUCUAACAAGUCGGCGACAUCGCGAACGCCGAAAAAGAGCCCGUCUCGAACGCCGAAAAAGACCCCGUCUCGUACGCCGAAAAAGACCCCGUCUCGAACGCCAAGCAGGUCGUCGCGUCGGGUCUCCGUCGCUGCUUAAAUUGUAC
Messenger RNA from Ostreococcus lucimarinus CCE9901, 1933 nucleotides. RefSeq lists its product with no specific name. The transcript has a single exon. The record is from RefSeq and is a predicted model, not a curated record. Gene Ontology annotation, biological process: phosphatidylcholine biosynthetic process. Lineage: Eukaryota; Viridiplantae; Chlorophyta; Mamiellophyceae; Mamiellales; Bathycoccaceae. The coding region runs from base 1 to 1926 and encodes 641 amino acids. Gene Ontology annotation, molecular function: S-adenosylmethionine-dependent methyltransferase activity.